This is a messenger RNA of Anguilla rostrata (American eel), 7279 nucleotides long. RefSeq names its product myocyte-specific enhancer factor 2D homolog. The record is from RefSeq and is a predicted model, not a curated record. Gene Ontology annotation, cellular component: anaphase-promoting complex. Gene Ontology annotation, molecular function: DNA-binding transcription factor activity, RNA polymerase II-specific; histone deacetylase binding; RNA polymerase II cis-regulatory region sequence-specific DNA binding. Lineage: Eukaryota; Metazoa; Chordata; Actinopteri; Anguilliformes; Anguillidae. Gene Ontology annotation, biological process: anaphase-promoting complex-dependent catabolic process; positive regulation of transcription by RNA polymerase II; heart development. The transcript is spliced from 11 exons. Bases 45 to 1685 code for a protein of 546 amino acids.
CACCCUCCCUGUAGGUGACCUUCACCAAGCGGAAGUUCGGGCUGAUGAAGAAGGCGUACGAGCUGAGCGUGCUCUGCGACUGCGAGAUCGCCCUCAUCAUCUUCAAUCACUCCAACAAGCUGUUCCAGUACGCCAGCACCGACAUGGACAAGGUGCUGCUCAAGUACACCGAGUACAACGAGCCGCACGAGAGCCGGACCAACGCCGACAUCAUCGAGACGUUGCGAAAGAAAGGCUUCAACGGCUGCGACAGCCCCGAGCCGGACGGCGAGGACUCCAUCGACCAGAGCCCCCUCAACGACGACAAGUUCCGCAAGACCAACGAGGACCUGGACAUCCUCUUCAAGCGCUACGGAUCGGCUGUCCCGCCCCCUACUUUCUCCAUGCCCGUCACCGUCCCCGUGUCCAAUCAGAGCGCGCUGCCGUUCAGCAACCCCGGCGGCACCCUGGUAACCACCUCCUUUGUGACAUCGUCGCUCUCGGAUCCCCGCCUCCUGUCGCCACAGCAACCGGCCCUCCAGAGGAACACGGUGUCUCCAGGGUUACCGCAGCGACCGGCCAGCGCAGGUGCACUUUUGGGAGGUGACCUCAACAACUCGAACGGGGGCUGUCCAAGUCCAGUAGCAAACGGGUACAUUAGUGCCAGGGCCUCUCCGGGGCUCCUGUCUGUCUCCAACGGCAACAGCCUGGGGAAAGUAGUUCCGGCCAAGUCUCCGCCCCCUCCCAGCCCUCAGAUGGCCAACAGCCGCAAGCCGGAACUCCGGGUCAUCACCUCACAGAGCGGCAAGAGCCUGAUGCAGCUGACCGACGAGGAGCUGGAGUUGGUGAGCGAGAGUGCUCAGCGGUUGGCCGUCCCUCAGGUGGCGCAGUCGCUCACCACGCCGGUGGUCUCCGUGACGACGCCGAGCCUGCUGACGCAGGGGCUGCCCUUCUCCGCCAUGCCGACCGCCUAUAACACAGACUAUCAGCUGACGAGCGCGGACAUAACGGCGCUCCAGGCUUUCGCGUCGCCGGGCGCCCUGUCGCUAGGCAACGUGUCCUCAUGGCAACCGCAGCAGCAGCAGCAGCAGCAGCAGCAACAGCAGCAGCAGCAGUCUGUUUCCCAGCAACAGUCACAACAGCAACAGCAGCAGCAGCAGCAACAGCAGCAGCUCAGCCUGGCAUCGCUCAGCAACUUGGUCAUGUGGGGGGCGGACAAACAGGAGGUGUCUAACUGCAUCUCCAGUAUCGCAGCCAACCUGAGCAGCAUGACCUCGCAGUCAAACUUUUUCUUGGGCAGGGAGGACUGGCUGAGCCGGCCCGUCGCUCACAUACCUCAUGGUGCCACGCUGACGGUCAGCACCAGCCCCAACGUGAGCAUCAAGUCUGAGCCCGUCUCGCCCAACCGCGACCGCAGCACGCCCUGCCCGUCGUCCUCCUCCGCCGGCGUGCUGACCGCGGCGCCCCAGCAGUACCCCGGGGCCCUGCGGCUGGACCCCGCCCAGGGCCCCGCCCCCACCGGCCGCUCGCCCAUCGACAGCCUGAGCAGCAACGGCAGCUCGUACGAGGGCAGCGACCGCGACGACGGCACCCAGCCCCGCCCGCCCGACUACGGCCACGCCCCCGGGCUCCUCAGACCCGCCGCCGAGAUGGAGCAGGAGGGCGCCAACGUCAAGCGCAUGAGACUGGAGAACUGGGUCACAUAGAGGAGAAGCGCGAAACGCCCUCUCCCCCCCCCCCCCCCACCCCCCCACCGCCCCAAACUGCCCAUCCCUAACCGCCACGCCCCCCUGCCGCCCCCUCCACCCCCACUCCCCACCCUACUCGUCACAAGCACUCGAAAGCUGAGCCACCAAACCAGGGAUCUACCUUUAAAAGGGCGGGGCUAUCGAGGGGGGAGGGAGGGGACAAAUGGAUGGGGGCGGGGCUCAGUAAGUCCUGAAACUGCCUGAGUUUUUUUUUUUUUUGUUUGACUUAGAGCUUUGUGUGUGGGUGUGCAUGCCUGUGUGUGUGUGUGUGUGUGGAUGGGGUACGUGGUGGCUAAAUAGCAGCAUUCUCUGCACCCUCGUAUACGGCUUGAAAGCUCUUUUUUUGUUUGUUUUGCUGUUGCUGGAUUUUUCAGUCGGGUCCGUAUUGUGACAGUUGAAAACUGCAGAAUUUUGUUCGGAGCCUCCCCUUCGGUUCCCCCCGCCCCCACCAUCGCUCUCCGCACCAGCUCAGUGCCAGCUGUCCCGUUUGGACUGGGGGAGCCUCUCACUUUUUGGGAUUUUGGGGGCCGCAGUCGUGCGCUAACCGGUUGGCUCCGUCCUCUUCGCCUGCUGGAUUUGCACGGACUUGGAGCCCUGGGGUCAGAGGUCGCGGGGUCACAGGUCACACAGAGGAAGUUUGGAAAAGGUGAAGAGCGCCCCAUCUCGGAACUUCGCUGGCUUCGGGCAGAAGGGGGUCCCCCUGGUUUUCACCAGUCCACCGGAGCAAAGCCAUCCCAAACCAAACAGCUCACGUAACCCUACAUUUUUACCAAUGCGUUUCCGUGUGCACUGCAUAUGUUGGAAAAAAGAUUGCAAUUAUUGCCACUUUCACAAAUGUCUUUUGCCCGUAUGCUGUAGGCUAUCGUUCAUGUUUUCAUACAGUAUAUGCACAAAUAUUUCACAACUGAAAGCAUCAGUUGGCGUGUUUUUCUAACAUAUGCAGGAAGGUUCAUUUCAACAAAAGUGCAUUCAUUCUGUUACGGAUACAUUAUAUAUGCAUAUAUAUGUAUACAUGUGCGUAUGUAUGACCUUUCAACCUUUUUCUGCUGAAGAUGAGAAAGGUGGAAGCCAAAAAGGGCAGCAAAGCCGGACUCCGGUCUCUUCGGCAUGGAGCCUUUGAGCCUGACGGACUGACCCUUCUUUUCCCAGAAUGCUUUGGGAGUAGACUGUAUGCUGCUGAAAAGCUGUUAUCGAGAUGGGUAUGACACUCCCAAAUGCCAAAUGUCCCAAAUGUCCCAUUCCCCGCAUGGUCAGUGGGGGGGGAGGAGGAAACGGGGGCUCGUCCCUUACAGGACUGAGAGUUUUACUACUCGUGAAGAAAUACGUGUAUUUUACGGUUCAUUUUUCCCCUCUGUGUAAUAAUGAGGUGAUUUCUUUCUACGUUUUCAGGGAAUUUUGGCCUUCUUGGGCACCCGUAUUGUGUAUCGAAAAUCCCAAUCCCUGCGACCAUGGCAACUCAUUUCUCAAGGAGGUGAUCGGAAGUAACGAACGCGUGCUUUUUAAUUCACCGAGCCCGUUACGAUUGGGCCGUUUCAAUUCGUUGUGAGCUCCUGAAUUCUGAAAUCGGGGGAAAUCGGUCAAGGUAAUCGAGCUGUUUUCUCUGGUUAGUUUUUUUUUCCCACCGAAAAUAACGGACGAGUUUGAACUUUAGCGCAUUCGGUGUGAUGUUUUGUAAAGGAAAAUAACCUGUAUAUACACAAUGUUUUUUGAUGUUCUUGUACAGCGUACCUUAGCUCUCGUAUAACCGAAGGGGGUUCUACAAUAGCUUAACCGAAAUCAGAGGAACUGUAUGUGUAUUUAUUUGGCUUCAUACGGCAGUAAAACUAUUCGUUUUUAAAGAAGAAAAUCUGUUCAACAUAGCAGAGACUUUAGACAGUUGGGAUUGUGUAUAUAAAUAUAUUCUCAUAUAUUUUGCUGGAUAUCCCUAAAAAAAUAACAUUGGUGUGUUGAUACUCAGUGGAUCUGUCUAUAUAUUUAUGUAGGCUAUAUGUAAAUGUAAUAUGUUGCGAGCUAGAAUGCUGGAGAGAGCAGCGGCGAUGGCAGGGGAAACAUUUGACUGUUUUAAGUGAUCUUUAAAUCUUUAAUAAUUUUUCCUUGAUGGAGCGCACUUUAAAUUUUCCGGCCUGCAACCCUGUCGAAAAAAAAUUAUUAUUAUUAUUUUUGCUCUUUUUCACAUCAGUGCAUGCCUCUAAGAGAUAUCCCUGUUGCACCCCCCCCCCCUCCCGCCCCCACAACCCUCACGCUACACGGUACAUGCUACACAUACAUUUCUAGGAGGAAAGUUAGGCCAUUACUUCACAAGGCGAGGCUUUACACACAUACACACGCGCGCACACACAUGGUCUAGUCCUUUUUGCAUCUACCUUCAGCAUCCGCUACAGCUGCAGCCGGGCUCAGCCAAUGUGCUCUCGUGUAUGAAGUCACAUGACCCUCGCAUUGUACAGACCUAACAUGGGGGACGGGCCCUGUCGGGGGAAACGAAUGACGCCGCUACCAUUUCAGCCAAUAGUGGAUAAUGUAAGGAUAGGGACAUGGCAAAGCUUACCCUGGAUCAGCGUUCCUUAUGUCAGAUGGUUUAUAAAUACAGGCUGUGUUUUAUUAAUACAGACUGCUUUAUGAAUUCAGGCUGUGCUAUAUGAAUAUGGACUGUAUUUUAUGAAUACAGGUCUGAGCAGCGAGAUGCAGUGUAUGUGAUGUGCCUGGGCACCAGCGCACGAGUCAUCCAGUGUCAUCUGGUGUUCCAGUGUGAUCAGACGUGCGUUUAAGACGGCGACCAUUCGCUAACGUUCGCAAACAUUUUCAAACAUAUUCAGAUUUUUUUCUGUUCGCCACAAAAGGUAGCUAUCGUUACCUAACAGUCUGAAAAGGUAGUGCGUUGCGAACAAAAAUGGCUGCUGACAGGAGGGACACUGAGAGAGCACAUAAGUUGACAAUCAUUUGGCUGUUAUAAUUGACUUUGAUCAAUGUAAUAUUUGUUCUGACCUUUAAAAAAAAUCCCAUGUAAGCAGAAAAUCAGCUGGCUAGCAUUGUUAGACCUAACAUAGCUAGCUUUCCCUUAUGUAAAUGUUGGCCAAGUUGCUUUUUUCCGUUUAGUCGCAUCCACUUUUAUUAAAAAUGCGUUGGUGGCCAACUGAAUGGAAUGUUUAUGUAAAAUCGUUACAGCGGUAACUGUUGGCUGCAAACUUAGUUUGCCACGAACGUUCCUUAUCUUGAACUCACGUUUGGUGUUCCAGUGUCAUCUGGUGGUCCAGGGUUAUGUGGUGUUCCAGAGUGGUCUGGUGUUACUCUCGGAAAGGCAGCAGGAUCUAGAUAGGCUAAAAUCCAGCUGACGAGCAGUCCUGUAGCUUUCUGGCAUCUGAGAAGACAAGUAGAGAUAGGUCAGAACCCCCCCCCCCCCCCAAACACACACAGGCACACAGCUCAAAUGAGCAAGAUCAACUAAUUUGGACAAGUAGUAAGCAUGGCUUCAGUGUUCUAACGGUAGCUUGCUGUGAUUCUGUCUUUGUUCUAUUCAGACACAGGUCUCACGUGGUAAGGUUUUUUGACUUAAGUGUUAUAUAAAGUACAUUUAAACAGCGGCCAGGUCCGUAUUGUUUAUGCAUUAUCAUCUUCAUAUUAAAAAGAUACCUCAGUAGUGACUAGUAAUAAAUCAAUUGAUAUUUGACAUUACAGAAGCUCUUAUUCACUUCUUGUGUAAGACUUGCCGUAUAUUUAGUGAGGAAAGGUGAGACCGAGCCUGCCUACUGUCCAAUCAGAAAAUAUUGGAUGCCAAUGAAAAAAAAAAAAAAAGAGAGAUAUAUAUAUAUAUAUCAUAGCCAAGCUGUAGGUUGUUGCCACAGGCAAUGCCUAUGUCAUCUUGCUUUUCACCAUGCCCACAUCCCAUGUUCUUUCCCCUUCUCUUUUUUGGGGUGUGUAACACUCAACCACCACCAUCCCCAGAAAAUUUUAAAGACCAUUCACUAUUAAUCCUGAUUUGGUUUGGUUUUCAACUGUAAACUUGACCAUUGUGUUGUUUUGUCCUUUAUUCCUUUUGGGCCGUUUUUUUCCGGAAUCUUUGUUAUUCCAACCCUGAAAUUUCUCUUUCUUAUUGUCAGUUUUUGGACGGAUAUAAUGGGAGGCCUUUCCUCAGAAUUGUAAUGGUUUUCUCUUUUGCGCUUUUUAAUGUCGCUUUGGAGGGACGAGGGUUUCACUGUUGACAGCCAGUCCUAGACUGUGACGUCCUCCACCCUCUCUUCCCGGCUUUACACCGACACCGAACCAAGUGCCCAGUGCAGAGUUCGUUCACCAAUAGCAACCCCACUUUCUGUAAACGGACAUUCAGCACUCAGCUUUGGUCGGAGACUCGCGAUUUUAGACGGCUGUGAGCCCUACGAUGCUUUCGAGUAGAUCAACGGCCCAGCGAAUUUUCAGCCCUGUGAAGUGGGUCGGCUUUCGUCGUCCUCCUCUACUUGUGUUCAAUCUGUCGUGGUGAGCUCAGUGGCUGUUUUCAGUGGUGGUAACGUAACUCUGAGCAACACGCUAUCGGUGAAACCGUGCUGUCAACCUACGUCAUUUUUACCAACCGGCAUCAAUGGAGUCCUCUUGCAAUUCUUUCACGCGGCUGGUGAUUUUAAGCCGCAUCUAGAGACGUUGUAACCUAACCGAGAAACAAUCUUGCAAAAAAGAAAAACCCUGCGCCCGUGUUUUUCAGUGUACAAUGAUGUUUUUAGGAUCUCACUCAUUUUAUAGUGUUAAUUUGUGCUGGUGACAGUUCUAUCGUCUGUUUAUUAUUAUCAUCACGAUUAUUAUUAUUAUUAUUAAAGAGAAGCAAUUAUUUUUCUGCCGUUUUGUGUAUGGUAGCCAUCGUAUUUUAUUUGACUUUUUGGUUUUACUAUAUAAAUAUUAUAUAUAAAUAUAUUUUUUCUUUUUGGAUUUUUUUUCUUUUAAGGGGUGUUGCUAAAAUUGCACGGUUUAUUUUUUAAAAAGCGAUUAUCGCAAUAUUAGUAAAUAUAAAGCAAUGGAGGAAAGAGAAGGGGAGGCGUUUAAAACCAAUACCAGUUCAAUGCUGCAAUUUUUAGUCAGACACUUAAACUACAUUUACGAAGUGGGGGAAGAGACACUUUUAAUUUAUUUCUGACCGGAAGACACAAAUAAGACUUCAGUAAUGCAUGCAUGGGAUUUAAACACGCAAAUAAAUAAUACUCAUAGUACAUACAUUUUUUAAAAAGUGCAUAACAAAUAAGAAUACAAACCUCAAGAAAAAUGUAGCUGAAGAAAAAGUUUAAAAGAAGAAAAAUGAUAGCUAAUAUAUUGUGUUCGGCUAGUCUGCUUUGAGUUUUUGUUGUAAAGAAAAUUUAAGAUGUUUUUUCUGUUGUUUUUGGAGAAUGAUAUACAAUUUGUGUAUAUUUUCAUAAACAAAGUAUGCACUGAUAUGUUAUUAAAAUUCUAUACUGCUUUUACAAAAAAAAGUGUUUGUUAUUGUACCAAAGUAUCCAUUUGUCCCUGGAGACCUCCCCUUUUGCGUAUGUUUUACCGUAUUUUAUAUAUUAAAUAGACAAGUUGACCUAAAAAAA